Solea senegalensis (Senegalese sole) is the source of this 522-nucleotide messenger RNA. NCBI's taxonomy places the organism in Eukaryota, Metazoa, Chordata, Actinopteri, Pleuronectiformes, Soleidae. The record is from the annotation of a RefSeq genome assembly.
AUGGAUUUUAUUAUGUAUUUAGUUCUGUUUUCAAUAAUUUUAGGGUUUGUAGUUAUCGCUUCUAAUCCUUCGCCCUUCUUUGGGGCCUUGGGGCUGGUGGUCUUAGCAGGUAUGGGGUGUGGGAUUUUGUCUUGGCAUGGUGGGUCUUUCUUAUCUUUGGUCUUGUUUCUAAUUUAUUUAGGGGGAAUGUUAGUGGUAUUUGCUUAUUCAGCGGCUCUUGCCGCUGACCCCUUUCCUGAGAGUUUAGGUAGCCGUUGAGUACUAAUUUCUGGGGUAAUUUAUCUGGUAGGGGUUGUGGUGGUAUCUUCGCUGGUUUGUGGGGAUUGGUAUGAAGUCAUCUGGGUUGUAAUAGAUGAAUUAGUCGAUUUUUCCGUAAUACGGGGGGAUAUGGGAGGGGUGGCUCUAAUGUACUCUUGGGGUGGGGGGAUAUUAAUUUUAAGUGGGGGGGCUCUCCUUUUAACUUUAUUUGUGGUGUUGGAGCUCACUCGAGGGCAGAGCCGUGGGGCACUUCGCUCUAUUUAA